AUGCAAGCAGCCAACAUCUCCUUCAUCAGCCUAGGCUUGGUGGUUCUAGACGAGAUCCGAUUUCCCAAUCGGACACCAUUGACUGAUAUACUUGGAGGGUCUGGCACUUAUGCAACUCUUGGUGCCCGAUUAUUUCUCCCUCCUCCAUCUAGUCCCACUGUGGGAUGGGUGAUCAACGUGGGAAGUGAUUUCCCGGAUCCGGUGAAAGAACAAUUAGAGAGUUGGAAAACGACAUUGUGCAUCAGAGAAAGAGUUGAUGUACCGUCAACGAGAGGCUUGCUGGAGUACAAAGAUACUACAUUCGGGCCCAAGGACUUCAGAUAUACCACCCCCGUUCUCGCAGUCCAAGAGGACAGCUUGAAGCAUACAAACCUUCUAGCUUCGUGUGCCUUUCACUAUUUAGCUAGCCCCGAAGAUUUAAAAGUCCGAGUAUCCAAGCUCCUCCUUCUGCAGGCAGAGGCGGGCAUUCAUGAGCGCCCUCUGAUAAUUUGGGAACCAGCUCCUCUUUCAUGCCGGCCAGAGAACCUUGAAGCAUGUCUGGAAGCUGCAGCUUUGGUGGACGUCCUUUCUCCCAAUCAUCUAGAGCUGGCCAAACUUUUUUCUGAACCGCAAUCAGAUGUGAUUGACAAGACAAAGGUCGAGGAGUUAGCGUUCAAGUGUUUAGAUCGUGGAAUCGGCCCAGACGGUAGUGGCACGGUGAUCGUACGCGCGGGUGAAAAUGGCUGUUUUAUCAGUGAUAGGAAGGGAUUGUCCACACGGCUUGACCCAUUCUAUACCACGAAACCAGGAGAGAUGCCGAAUGCGAAGAUUGUCGAUCCUACAGGGGCGGGAAAUGCGUUUCUGGGGUCGUAUGCUGUGGGAUAUUUGAAGACCGGGAGUGUCGUCGAGGCAGCCUGCUAUGGCUCAGUCGGUGCAUCAUUUGCCCUCGAGCAGGUAGGAGUGCCCCUGCUGAGUGUUCAGGUCAAUGAGGAGUCCUGGAACGGCGUCAAGGUCCUCUCGAGAUUGGAGGAGUACAUGGCCCGGCAGAAUUGCGGCCAGGGGGCAACUCGAAUCCUUUAA
Messenger RNA from Penicillium brasilianum, 1059 nucleotides. Lineage: Eukaryota; Fungi; Ascomycota; Eurotiomycetes; Eurotiales; Aspergillaceae. The record is from the annotation of a GenBank genome assembly.